This is a messenger RNA of Leptopilina heterotoma, 1682 nucleotides long. Its product is annotated as leucine-rich repeats and immunoglobulin-like domains protein 3. Bases 304 to 1656 code for a protein of 450 amino acids. Gene Ontology annotation, cellular component: extracellular matrix. The record is from RefSeq and is a predicted model, not a curated record. Gene Ontology annotation, molecular function: protein binding. Lineage: Eukaryota; Metazoa; Arthropoda; Insecta; Hymenoptera; Figitidae. The transcript is spliced from 2 exons.
UGGAAAUUAUUAUUUUGUUUAGAUUUUAGUUCUAAAUUUAUAAUACAGAGAAUAGUGAAUUAUUCAGAUUGGUAAAUAUUGUAAAAUGUCAAUAUUGAAUUAAAAUGAACUGCGUAUAUUUUUAACUGAGUUUCAAUAAAAAUUGUUUCGAAAUUAUAAAAACUUAUCAAUUUCAUUUACACAUUCCUUUCUUUUGUUAAACUAUAUAAAUUAGGAAAAAUUUUCAAAAUUGUGUUCUGUAAUUAAAAGCGAUUAUUACUGAAGAUUUCAAAUUUGUUCAGCAUUCUUGUAUAAGAAGAAUAAAUGGCGAUGAGGACAAUUCUUUGGUGUUUGCUAAUAAAAAUUUUCAUCAUUAACGGAUCGUCAGCGAAUGAUUGUUUACUCAAGAAUAAUGAACUAAAUAAUCAUGAAACUGCGAACGAAGAAUUUCAACUCUGCAAAGAUGAGCAAAUAGUUUUAAAUUUUUCCAAAACUACCAUAACUAAACUCGAAGAAAAUUUUCUCACAAAUACAUUACUUUCAUGUUUGAAAAUUAAUAACAAAGGCAUAACAAAAGUAUCAUCCACAGCUUUUGACAAAAUGCCAAAUUUAACUUAUUUAAAUCUUGCCAACAAUUCAAUUGAAGAAGAUGAUUUGUUGAUUGAAGGGAAUUUACAAAAUUUGAAGAUACUUAUUUUAGAUAGUGCCUAUAAUUUAAAUGAUGGUUUUGCUAAAGAAAUAACUUUACGCGGAUAUUACCCCUCUCUUGAAAAACUCUAUCUGAGGAACAAUGACAUUUUAUUAGUAAAAUUAGAAGGACUAGUUUUUCAUGAAGAUAAUUUUUCCAAAUUAACACAUUUAUAUUUAAAUAAUAAUUCAAUUGUACUCUUCAACAACCCCAUUGCAGGUGGAUAUACAGCUGUAAAGUAUAUUAAUUUAAAUAAUAAUAAUCUGCUGUCUGUGCAAGUUAAUCUACCAGCACUCGAAUUUCUCUCCUUUAAUUACAAUCAAGUUUGGAAAUUGGCCUUAAUAGGAACAAAAAAACUAGUCGAACUGUACGCAGCACAUAAUAAAUUAUAUGAAUUCACUGAAGAAUCUUUACAAGAAUGUGAAAAAUUAAAAAUUUUAGAUCUAAAAAAUAAUGAAAUUACUAAAUUCAGUAGAGUAAUUUUCGAAAAAUGCAUUUCGUUGGAAUACUUGAAUUUAGAUAACAAUGAAAUUAGUGAGAUUCCAGUUGUAAAUUCAACUUCAUAUUUAAAGAGAUUCUCAUUACGAUGGAAUAGAAUUAAUUCUUUGCGUCCAGACACUUUUUCUCUGAUGCCACAUUUAAUUGUACUCCGUCUAGAUGGAAACAGAAUUUUUAAAGUUGAAGCCAAUACAUUUCUAACACUCGUCAAUUUACAAAGUCUCACUCUCGGUAAUAAUCAACUUGCAAAUUUACCUGAAAAUUGGUCGAAAAAUUUAAGAAUGCUGAAGAAUUUGAAUUUAGAAAAUAAUAAAUUCAAAAUGUUGGAAGAUUUAUCUCUGAAGCAGGAAGAUGUGAUUUUAAAGUUGAAUCUCACUGAUAAUCCUCUUGAACAACUGACGCGUAAUUCUUUUAUGUUUAUACCCGAAAAUACUACAGUUUAUUUGAGUUCUAAUGCUAGUGGAGUCGAAAGUUGUGUAAGGAGUAAUUGAUAUACUUUUGGAUUUCUAAUAAUGUA